AUGGGUCCCCUGUCGCUCACGCGACCCCGCCUUGCGCUGUGGAUUCGAAGCAGAGCCCUUCGAAGACUGCUGUUUUUCCGUAUCCUCCCUCUUGUCGUGAUCCUCCCCGUCCUGCUGCAGAUAUUGUUGGCGUAUGUCGUCGCCAAGGACCCCCGAUUGCUACCGUCGCCUCUACGACGCGCGAAGAACGUCCUGAUCGUCACGGCGCACCCGGACGACGAGUGUCUGUUCUUCUCCCCGAGUAUCUUGGGCGUGUUGGAUGCCAACCCAGACGUCGUAGGCGGCCUCGUCGUCCUCUCAACAGGGAACAACUAUGGGCUGGGGGAGACGAGAAAGAAGGAGCUGCAUGGCUCGUGUCUGGCCUUGGGGAUCAAUGCCGAAAGAUGCAUUGCGUUGGACCGGAUGGAUCUCCAAGACAACCCCAGGAUCUGGUGGAACGAGGACGUGAUCAUUGGCUCCGUGAAGAAGUACGUGGAGAAGUGGAAGGUUGAUGCGAUCCUUACAUUUGAUAGUGGAGGCAUUUCGGGACACAUCAAUCAUAGGGCAGUAAGUGCUGCGAUCAGCAACUACGCCGCAACCGAUGCCAAGGCGCCGCCAACCUACCUCCUCUCCUCGGUGCAUCUUAUCCGCAAGUACACCUUCCUCGGCGACCUCCCACUGACCUCCCUCUCCUUCUCAUGGCGCAUCUUCCAGGCGCUCUUCUCGCGAGCCUCCGAGGUCGACGAGAGCUACGAUGACAAGGCGCUCAUCGCGAACACCUGGAGCUCCUACCUGAAGACCCGCAUGGCGUUCAGCUCGCACGGGAGCCAGUACUCGUGGGACCGGAACCUGUACAUGGUGCUUGCCCGGCAGGUCUGGUUCAACGACCUGCGUCGCGUGCCCCGGCGGUCUACGUAG
Molecule: messenger RNA, 897 nt
Organism: Amorphotheca resinae ATCC 22711
Lineage: Eukaryota; Fungi; Ascomycota; Leotiomycetes; Helotiales; Amorphothecaceae
Exons: 4
Coding region: 1-897 (298 amino acids)
Biological process (GO): GPI anchor biosynthetic process
Cellular component (GO): endoplasmic reticulum
Molecular function (GO): N-acetylglucosaminylphosphatidylinositol deacetylase activity
Source: RefSeq, a predicted model, not a curated record